Messenger RNA from Penicillium malachiteum, 1086 nucleotides. RefSeq names its product SDR family oxidoreductase. The coding region runs from base 1 to 1086 and encodes 361 amino acids. Lineage: Eukaryota; Fungi; Ascomycota; Eurotiomycetes; Eurotiales; Aspergillaceae. The record is from RefSeq and is a predicted model, not a curated record. The transcript is spliced from 2 exons.
AUGGACCAGUACUCCCCUCCAAAGGGAGGGCCUACUUCUCCAGCUGCCUCUCGAGAACCAAGAUUACACCUUCCAUCAACUACAGAUCCACCAGGUCCCCAGAAUCCCCCAAGGCCGCUGGUAUGGCUGAUCUUCGGUGCAACAGGGCACAUGGGCCGCUCACUUGUCAAAAUCGCACUAUCCCGCAAUGACCUCGUCUCGGCCGUCGGACGAACCUACGAGAACAGUCCAGAGGCGAUGAAAGAACUCGAAGACGAACACGAAAACUGCCUCGGACUCCUCUGCGACGUACGCGCCCGCGAAACCGUGAAACGAGUAAUCGAACAAACGAUCGCGCGAUUCGGGCGCAUCGACGUGAUCGCCAAUUGUUCCGGGUACGGUGUAAUCGGCGCGUGCGAAGACCAAGACGAGUUCGAUAUCCGGAAUCAAUUCGAGACGAAUUUCACCGGCACAUUAAACAUGAUCCAGUUAUCACUUCCACAUUUCCGAGAAAGACGCGCAGGUCGAUACCUUAUAUUUAGCUCCACAUCCGGCGCGCUCGGUGUACCGGGGUUAGGACCGUACUGUGCGUCAAAGUACGCAGUUGAAGGAUUAAUGGAGAGUAUGCUCUACGAGGUGGAUAGCUUCAAUAUUAAAGGGACGUUAGUUGAGCCGGGUCAUAUGCGUCGCGAUGAUAUUGGGGAUCUGGUAUCACCCUCGUUUAUGGCUGCGAACCCAUCUGAACAUAACCUUUCCUCGCCUUUACCCCUGUACGGUCAUUUCUUGGUGAAGCCUCCGAGUGAACCGUAUAAUACGUCUACAUCUCCAGCUGCUCACGCUAGACGGAUGCUUAUGUGGCUUGGUGAUAAGCAGCCUGCUUCGGCUGUGAAAGCAGCUCAUCUUGUUUGGGAACUUGGACAUUGCUCUUAUCCUCCUUUGAGAUUGAUUCUCGGUACAUAUGCUGUUGAGAGUAUUCGAGAUCGUCUGAAGUGCAUUAUUGAGGAGAUUGAGGAUUGGAAACAUCUUAGUUUUCCGUUGGGAGAGGUGCAACCUGCUGGUCGUGAGAGAUCAGUUACGCAGACAGAAGGCAAUGACGGCAAUACAUGA